AUGCAUGCUGGGGUAAUGAGAAGAGCUGUAAGUUGUAUUGUGAUGUCGUCAAAGAAAAGGAAUGCUGUAGUGGGAUGCGCCAAUUGCUCAAGUUAUGUACAAGCUAAAGAUCUGGAUAUGCAUCAGAAAAUGUGCGUGGAAAAUAGUGAAUAUGGCAGCGAAUUUUUGCUGCAUUCGAACGUGAAUCUUUUAGUUCCUAAUAUUGGUAUACUUACUACGAGUCAAGGUUUAACAGGCAUUUCGAAAUUUUUGCCACCUGAUCUAAUAGGAUGGGAAAAAUCGAAUUUUGUAUUAAUGCAUCCAAAUACAAUGAACAAACUUCCUGUAUUACCUCGUCAACCCUGCCUGUUGUGUAGUAUCGAUGAUAAUAGCAACAGUUAUGCAAUGAAAAAUAUUUGCUGUGUAACAGUUUGGCCGUGUGAACAGGUGAAGGAAUUGUAUAUUUUUGCUCAUACUUCUAAAGCUGAUUCAAAAUAUCUCAUCAGUCUAGUGAAUAGUGAAAGUAUUCGAAGAACAUCAAUCAUACAGUUACGCCCAUCUGCAGGUCAUUUCUCUCCAGUUUAUGCCAGAAAACACUUCCGUGAUUAUCUAACAGUCUACCUAUCAAAUGCAUAUUUAUUAGCCACAUCACCUAUAUGCGUCCAUUAUUAUGGACAGGAGCAUUUUUUUGAUAUUGUAAUGUCCACUGAAAAAAAGAUGGAGAUGUUGGAUAUCUCUAAUUUCUCGCGGCCAGUGUUGUUGAAACCGAAAUCUGAUUGCAUAUAUCACAUUAUUGAUACUACAGUCCCAGUGAUGACUUCUGCUCCUCUUUCAUUCGAUUGUUUUGGUGGAGCAGAGAGCGUCAAGAUGGAAAUUGAGGAAGCUUUAAUAGAACCCUUAAGAAAAGGAAAAGAAGCAUGCUCAGUAAUACUCUCAGGAUACACAGGAUGUGGAAAAACCCUGAUGUUACUUAUAAUUCAAGAGUGUUUGCAAGAUAAGGCUAUUCAGUUAUCAAAUGAGGAAGAAUUCGAAAAUUUUCUUGAGAAUGGUGCCAGUAAUUCUCACAAGCAAAUGGCUGUCUUGAUUGAUCGUUUUGAAAAUUUCACCCAGUUUAGUGAAAAAUUAUGCAAUUUCAUGGAUACAAAUUCAAAUUUCGUGUUUGUAUUAACCGUGCGUAAUAUCGAAGCUGUUGAUUUACCUUUACGUGGAAGAUUUCCUUGUGAAAUGGAAUUACUGGUACCUUCAUUGCCUGAAAGAAUGGAGAUCCUGCAUUUGUUUUUCAAAUCAAGACAAAUAAAACUUUCUCUUGCUACGAAUAUUAUCAGAAACAUUGCAGAGAAAACACAUGGGUAUACUGGUGGUGAUUUGAAAGCCCUUUUUCAUCGCGUUUGGGCCAAUUUUCAUUCCAAUGACAUUGGUGAUAUUUUACAGCGUUUCGACUUUGCUCUAAAACGUAUGCGUCCAGCUGGUAUUCGACAAUUUGUACUUCAAGUCCCUGAUGUUCGUUGGGAAGAUAUUGGGGGAAAUGAGGCUUUAAAAAGAAAAAUCGAACAAGCAGUUUUGUGGCCAUAUCAAUAUCCAGAAAUUUUUGAACGGUUUGGUUCGAAGCCUCCAUCAGGAAUAUUACUUUAUGGACCACCCGGUUGUAGUAAGACUCUUAUAGCACGGGCUGUUGCAUCUGUAUCACAUAUGAAUUUCCUUGCUGUCAAAGGACCUGAAUUAUUCAGUAAAUGGGUUGGUGAAUCAGAAAGAGCCAUAAGAGAGCUUUUUAGGAGAGCGCGACAGGUAGCUCCUUCAGUUAUCUUUUUUGAUGAAAUUGAUGCUGUGGGUGCAAAUCGCGGUGAGCGAAACGAAAGUCAUGUUGGUGAACGUGUGUUAACGCAGCUACUUACUGAAUUAGAUGGGUUGGAGGAUAAAGGCUAUGUACUCGUAUUGGCAGCGACGAAUCGACCAGACAGAUUGGACAACGCGUUACUCAGACCGGGCAGAUUCAAUCUUACUAUUCAUGUUCCUCUGCCAGAUCUAGAAACCAGGCAGCUAGAAAUCCUGCGCAUUCGAUUAAGCAAGGUGAAAGUUGAAAGUAAUUUUGAUAUGAUGGACAUUGGUAAAAAGACUGAAGGAUUCUCAGGUGCGGAAUUGAUCGAACUGUGUGAACAGGCUGUGCGCGAAGCCUUGAUGGAAGAUAGAGCUGCUCAUGAGCUUCAUUCACGGCAUUUUGAUUAA
Messenger RNA from Thelazia callipaeda (thelaziosis nematode), 2202 nucleotides. Lineage: Eukaryota; Metazoa; Nematoda; Chromadorea; Rhabditida; Thelaziidae. The record is from the annotation of a GenBank genome assembly.